AUGAAGUGGCUGGGAAAAAAGGCAACACCCUAUGUGUUUUUGACAGCUGGUCUCAUCCUUGUGCUUCUAUCCAUUCAAACAUACUUUACCAUAUCCCAAAAUAAGGAUCAAGCGCCCAGACACAACAUUGACCCAAGAACCUCGGUUUUACAGAACGAUAAACCUGUAAAGGCUUGUUUUGUCGUUCUGGUUCGUAAUAGUGAGCUGGAUGGCAUUGCUUCCACCAUGUUGCAGCUGGAAAAGACAUUUAAUUCCAAAUUCAACUAUCCAUACGUCUUUCUGAACGAUGAUGACUUUACGGAAGAGUUCAAGCAAUCAACGUCCGUCUUGACAAAGGCACAGACAAAAUACGGAAAAGUCGACAGCCAAAUGUGGGGCUAUCCAUCCCAUAUCAAUCAGACCUAUGCUGCUGAAUGUAGAAACGAAAUGGCAACCAAGGGGAUUCCCUAUGCAGACAGUGAAUCAUAUAGAAACAUGUGCAGAUUCCAGAGUGGCUUCUUUUUCAGACAUCCCAUGUUGGAUGAGUAUGAUUACUAUUGGCGAAUUGAGCCCUAUGUUGACUACACAUGUGAUAUUGAUUAUGAUGUAUUCAAGUUUAUGCGAAACAACAAUAAAAAAUAUGGUUUUACAAUCGCCUUUAGAGAAUUUCUUGAAACCGUGCCUACAUUAUGGCAAACUGUGAUGGAUUUCAAGCGGGAUUAUCCUGACGUCGCCUCUCGCUGGCCAUCCAAGAAGAAUUCACUCGAGAAAUUUGUUACCAAUGAUGGCAACAGUUACAACGGCUGUCAUUUUUGGACCAAUUUUGAAAUUGCAUCACUGGAGCUGUGGAGAUCAAACGACUAUCUGAAAUUAUUCAAUUACUUGGAUCAACAAGGUGGCUUCUUUUACGAGCGUUGGGGAGAUGCUCCUGUGCAUUCGAUAGCUGCGUCGUUGAUGCUAAAUCAGGAAGAUUUCCACUUUUUUAACGAUAUUGGCUAUAGACAUACUGCAUAUACGCAUUGUCCUACAGAGCCCGAGUUCCGUGACAAGUGUUCCUGUGAUCCAAGCAUCAAUAUGGAUUUAACUGAUCCAAUGUCAUGUUACCCUGUAUAUAAAGCAGCAUUCAAUUAG
Mucor velutinosus is the source of this 1110-nucleotide messenger RNA. RefSeq lists its product as uncharacterized. The record is from RefSeq and is a predicted model, not a curated record. The transcript is spliced from 4 exons. The coding region runs from base 1 to 1110 and encodes 369 amino acids. Gene Ontology annotation, molecular function: alpha-1,2-mannosyltransferase activity. Lineage: Eukaryota; Fungi; Mucoromycota; Mucoromycetes; Mucorales; Mucoraceae. Gene Ontology annotation, cellular component: membrane; Golgi apparatus. Gene Ontology annotation, biological process: protein N-linked glycosylation; cell wall mannoprotein biosynthetic process.